UGGGCGAAUCCUUGUCGACGUCACUCCCGCUUGAUAUAAAAAGCCCGAGCAGCACCUCUGAUCAGACUAAAGCAAAAGCGCCUUUUUGACUGCAGCGAAUUUCUAAAGCGAGGAUUACAGGAUUGCUAUCAGGAUUACAGGAUUUCUUUAUCAGCCAAAGACCCUCGGUACCCACACAAUGACUUUGAACAAGGGUGACAAAUUCCGUAACAUGGAUAAAAGGAGAGGAAGCGUUCCGUUCCCAAUGAACCUUCCCAAUCUGCACAGGAGAAGCAUGCCCGUGGACGAUCGAGAUCUGCGCGCCACGACGCCGCAGACGGGGCAAACCGACGAGCUUUCCAACCUUUUGCGCUGCACGUCCUACUCUCCGAGCGAUGAGCACCGAGGCAGCUGCGCCUCGGACUCGUCAGACUCGGUGAUCUCCACCGGGAGCGAGACAGACUCCCAGGUCUACAAGGUGGUCCUCCUCGGGGAGCACGGGGUCGGCAAGUCCAGCCUGGCUCGCGUCUUUGGAGGGCUUGAGGACGCCGGUCACGACUGCGAUGAAGCAGGAAAUACUUAUGACAGAUCUAUUUUUGUGGAUGAAGAGGAGGCUUCCAUUUUGCUCUAUGACAUCUGGGAGCAGGAUAAUAGCCAGUGGCUAAAGGAGCAGUGCAUGAGGAUGGGAGAUGCAUACAUCAUUGUGUACUCAGUGACGGACAAGUCGAGCUUUGAGAAGGCAUCGGAGCUCCGCAUCCAGCUGCGUCGAGCCCGGCAGUCGGAGAACAUUCCCAUAAUCCUUGUUGGCAACAAAAGUGACUUGGUCCGGUCCAGAGAGGUGUCAGUUGAUGAGGGAAGCGCCUGUGCCGUGGUGUUUGACUGCAAGUUCAUUGAGACGUCUGCAUCGCUUCACCACAACGUGCAUGCCUUGUUCGAGGGCAUCGUCAGACAGAUCCGUCUGAGGAAAGACAGCAAAGAGGAAAACGCAAGGCGCAUGGCCAACUGCAGGCGCAGAGAGAGCAUCAGCAAGAAGGCCAAACGCUUUCUGGGUCGCAUGGUCGCACGCAAAAACAAAAAGAUGGCCUUCAGGCAGAAGUCCAAGUCAUGCCAUGACCUUACGGUUCUCUGAGUAACACAUAGGACAGAGAGACUAGUUUAUGUUCUUUUUUUUCCUUUGGCCUCUGAAGACCUGAUCCUGUGUGUGUUUUAACACUGAUCCUAAAGGACUAAUAGAGCUGUACAGAAUAUAUUUUUGUUUUUUAAUGCACAAACCCAAAGCUAAGACAGGAUGUAAUUUGCAAAAAAAAAGACUGAUAUUGUAAAAUGACAUCACAAUAAUGACCACAUCUUCUAAAGCUUUGCAAACAUUUUACUUUACAGUCUGCCUUAAACAUUUUGCCAUCAUAUAAGGAUUCUUUUGUUUAAAAGAUUUGAUACCUUGUUUCUAAUCUGGUGCAAAGAUUGUCUUGCUGUUGGGUUGUUGUGCUCCACCGUUGAAGGGGAUUGAUGUAUAUACCACACGUAGGCAUAGUGCUGAAUGCAACAAACAUCUCAUCAUUAUUAAUGUCAUGUGGGGUUCUAAUAUAUACUUGAAGGAUGGUGCGCAGGUUCGUGCCUUGGUCAAGUUACUGAAGACUAAGCUUAGGUAAAACCUCUUUUAUUCUGUGUUGCUCCAUGACAUUGAAUUCAGGUUGUGAAUGUAUGAGUAAAGCAAUAAGUUAGUAAUGUGAGCCUUGACAUUGUUUGACUUUCUUUGUUUACAUUGAUUUUCUUUUUCAAUAAAAUUGAAAUAAAAAAAAAGAA
Messenger RNA from Gambusia affinis (western mosquitofish), 1782 nucleotides. It is a transcript of the gene rrad, whose product is annotated as Ras-related associated with diabetes. Gene Ontology annotation, molecular function: GTP binding; GTPase activity; calcium channel regulator activity. Lineage: Eukaryota; Metazoa; Chordata; Actinopteri; Cyprinodontiformes; Poeciliidae. Gene Ontology annotation, biological process: negative regulation of high voltage-gated calcium channel activity. The transcript is spliced from 5 exons. Gene Ontology annotation, cellular component: plasma membrane. Bases 179 to 1108 code for a protein of 309 amino acids. The record is from RefSeq and is a predicted model, not a curated record.